This is a messenger RNA of Alternaria novae-zelandiae, 1137 nucleotides long. RefSeq lists its product as uncharacterized. The coding region runs from base 1 to 1137 and encodes 378 amino acids. The record is from RefSeq and is a predicted model, not a curated record. Gene Ontology annotation, cellular component: membrane; SNARE complex; endomembrane system. The transcript has 3 exons. Gene Ontology annotation, molecular function: SNAP receptor activity; SNARE binding. Gene Ontology annotation, biological process: vesicle fusion; vesicle-mediated transport; intracellular protein transport. Lineage: Eukaryota; Fungi; Ascomycota; Dothideomycetes; Pleosporales; Pleosporaceae.
AUGUGGCGGGACCGAACCAACCUCUUCAUAUCCUACCGCCAGUCCUACGCCCACCACCCCCAGCAGAAGACGCGCCAUGCCCGCCCGCGCUCCAAUGGCCCCGGCGACAGCACGCGCGUGUCCGAGGAGCGCCAGGGCCUCAUGUCCAGCGGCGCCUACCACGACGACGGCGACGCCGUGAUUGAGAUGGACCUGCUGCCUCCGCGCUGGCUCGACGUGCAGGACGAAAUCACCCAGCACCUCGCCGACAUCGCCACGCAGACACGCAAGCUCGACCAGCUGCACCAGAAGCACGUGCUGCCUGGCUUCGACGACGAAGACGUCAAGAGGCGCGAGGAGCGCGACAUUGAGCAUCUCACCCAGGCCAUCACGCGCCUCUUCCAAAAGUGCCAGCAAGCCCUCAAGCGCAUCGACGCCAUGGUCCGCGACGCAAAACAGCAGGGCAGCAUCGCCCAGGGCGAAGACGUCAUGGCCCAGAACCUCAAAAUCGCACUGGCAACCCGCGUCGGCCAUGUCAGUGCCAUGUUCCGCAAGAAGCAGGCUGCCUACCUCAAGAUCUGUCGAGAACUACGCGACCUUGGCGGCUUCACCUCGCCCUUCCGCGUUGCAACACCCGUCCAAAACCCCUACAACGACCCUGCCUUGCAAGAGUCGGACGCCGAUCGCUCCUUCUCCCAGUCCACUCUCCUCCAGACAAAGCAACAGCGCAUGCGCCACGACCCCAAUCAAGCAAUCGUUGCUCAGCGCGAGCGCGAAAUCGAAGACAUCGCCCAAGGCAUCAUCGAGCUAGCAAACAUCUUCCAAGAGCUGCAGACCAUGGUCAUCGAUCAGGGCAGCAUGCUCGAUCGCAUAGAUUACAAUGUAGAGAACAUGUCGCGAGACGUCAAAGAAGCCGACAAGGAGCUCAACGUCGCCUCUGGAUACCAGAAGCGCACCAUCAAGAGGAAGAUUAUGCUACUGCUAGCCAUCUUGAUCGCAGCUGUUUUCAUACUACUGUCGCUCAAAUUGGGCAGGAAAGGAGCAAAUAAUACGCCCGCCGCUCCACAAACGACAAUCAACAAGCACGCGCACAAGUCGCAUAUGGCAUCGCAGGAGGCGGCGCUUGUGGCAGGGGACGAGAAGCGACCCACUAGAUAA